AUGAUGAUCGACGCAGUUCGAGUGUCUGCAAUGGAAGAUAACGAAAAAUGUCGAUUUCUUUUUGAAAUGUUUGACGUCGAGCACCAAGGUGUGCUAACCAACGAAGGAGUGCGGGCGUUUAUCGAAGCUACAUUCGCUACCAACGGGGUGGAUUUUGUUGGCGCUUUCGACUACGACGCAGUCGUCGAUAAGGUCUUUGGUCAGUGUCGACAGCAUGACAAAAUGACCUACAGCGAAUUCAAAUCCGUUUUUGCUGAGGUCCUCCGAGGACGAUGGUACCGCAUAAAAAAAUACUGUCGCAAGUACAAACCCGAGAUCUUCUGGCUAACAGUCUACUUCCUGUUGAUGAUUGGCGUUUUCAUCGCCAAGGCUUCUCGAUUUUCGUUCGAUCCUGCCGUCGGAAACUGUCCUCGCAUUGCGAAAGGUUUUGCAGAAAUUUGUCUGAUCAACACCAUGUUCGUAUUGCUACCAAUGUGCCGGAACUUUGUGACUGGUCUUCGGACGCUCCCGGUGGUAGUGAACAAUCUGCCGAUCGACAACCACAUCGAGUUCCACAAAAUCUGUGGUGUGGUCAUGUUGAUCGCUUCACUGGGACACACGGCAGCAUGGCUGGCUAUUGUGAUAUACGUCCGUACCGUCCCUUUGGAUGUGUGGGAAGCGUCUCAGUACCAUCAUCUCUCCUUCGUUCGUGACGAAAAUUUGUCUGAAUUUGCUCUCCGAAUUCCAAUCUGGACAAGUGUCAUGCUUGCUUGCGCUGCGAUUGCUGCUCCGCUGUGCCUCGCAAAGUUUCGACGUGGAAAUUUCAACAUGUUUUGGAUCACGCACACGCUGUUCAUCCCGUUUCUCGUAUUGAUGGCAUUCCACGGUUUCGCUCGCUGGGUGGCAGAACCUCAAGCUCAGUACUGGAUUCUACCUCCAGUUACGAUUUUUCUGAUCGAGAAACGCUAUCGGCUGACUCAAAUGUUUUACGGACAGACCAAGAUUAUUCAUGUUCAGAUGUCAAAAGAAUCGGUGGCGAUCUUCAUGAAGAAACCAAAAUCGUUUGGUAAGAAACAGCGUUUCUUGCCAGGAAUGUAUGUGUUCAUAAAUGUGCCGACGAUAUCGAAGUUCGAGUGGCACCCAUUCACGAUUUCGUCGGCCCCCGAAGAUGCUUUCCUCAGUCUGCACAUUCAAAACGCCGGUGACUGGACUGGGACUCUGCACCAAACCUUGGAAAUGCUUCAGAAUCAACACAAAGACUCUGCACUUGAAGCCCAACGAAGUUCUAUGACGUCUCCAUAUCCGAUUGUUAAUUUGGAUGGGCCAGUGGGAGCCCCAGCGCAAGACUAUUCACGAUACAGAGAGGUUGUUCUUAUCGGUGCAGGUAUUGGAGUCACCCCGUUCGCGUCGAUUCUUCGGAGUAUUAUGCAUCAAUGGGAAUCAUUUCGAUGUCCUCACUGCAACCAUAUCCAGUUCCCACUAAGCUUCCAGCUCCGGAAAAUCUACUUCUAUUGGGUAACGCGCGAACAGGAGUCUCUGAAGUGGUUUACUAACACCAUGAACCAGCUCAGUGAGAUGGACACUGAGAACCGUCUAGAGAUUCACAACUUCUUCUCUUCGGUCAAAAAUGAUUCAGUCGUCGCUCCGUUGCAAGCUUUGCAGAGGUUUAUUCACAAGAACGAAGGACAAGAUAUUAUCUCUGGCCUUAACACGAAGCAGCAGACGCAUUUUGGACGACCCGACUGGAAUGCUGAGCUGUCACGAGUUGCUCAGGAUAUUGGUGUAUUCUUCUGCGGUCCAAAGCUGCUCGGGAAUAUCAUCCACGAUCAGUGCACGGUGUUGAAUCAAGCAAAAAUUCGACAGGCACCAGAUGUGGAAUUUGAAUUUCAUAGUGAAAACUUUUAA
Molecule: messenger RNA, 1884 nt
Organism: Phytophthora infestans T30-4
Lineage: Eukaryota; Oomycota; Peronosporomycetes; Peronosporales; Peronosporaceae
Product: respiratory burst oxidase
Exons: 4
Coding region: 1-1884 (627 amino acids)
Cellular component (GO): plasma membrane
Molecular function (GO): oxidoreductase activity
Source: RefSeq, a predicted model, not a curated record